AUGUAGGUACCGCAAAGUCCACAAACUACCAUGGUGGACUAGUCCGCUGCGAUGAUACUCCAUCCCUUUCACCCAUUAGAAAUCUCGGUCGCGACCGCCACCGAACUCGCACUGCCCGCGAGUCUCCUCGAUUUUUAUCUGUCUCUCAUUUCCAUCCUACCCACACGCGCAACCCUCUUCACUCUCUGUCGUCGAACCCUCGUUUCCAUUCUUCUUCGUGCGAUCCGUUCUCGUUGAUCUUCGUGUUCAGUCUCGCCAAGCGAUUCUGGUGCGCCUCCUCAAUUGAACCACGAUCCGUAUUGGCCGAUUCCGUCCAUCCGUUCUCUGUAGUUAGCGAUGGAGGAGGAACUUACGCUCACAGGCCUGUUGAAGAAAGCCGCGUCGGAUUUCCCCGACAGGAGAGCCAUCUCCGACCCCUGGGAGUUCGAGUUCAACCUGACGCGCGCACGGCUGCAGGAGCUUGUUGAUCACGCCGCCGCGCUUCUUGCCGCCUACGGCGUCGGCCCCGGCGAUGUCGUCGCGCUCGCUUUGCCCAACAUCGUCGAGUUUGUGAUCCUGUUUCUGGCGGUAAUCCGUUGCCGAGCCAUAGCGGCUCUGCUCGACGUGGCCUACAAGGCUACGGAGUUUGAGUACUACCUUUCUGACUUGCAACCGACGCUCCUAUUGACACCAAAUGAAGGAAACCGACUGGCUCAAUCCGCUGCUUCCAAGCUUAACAUCCCCCACCUAACCGCCAAGCUUCACUCCGCCAAUUCCAGAAUCACUCUCUCUUCGACUGACAUACGACCGAAUCUCAACUUGGUGUCCAAAGUCAUCAAUGAUCCCUCUGAUGUGGCUCUGUACUUGUACGACUGGGACAUCCCAGGUCACAAUUUCUCGGAGGUAGCUCUGUACUUGCACAACCGCGCAUCCCAGCUUUCAGCCAACCGUAAAUACGCAAAGUCUCCUGAUUCUACUGUGAUUGAGUAUCCAUGGCUCCAUUAUCGACAUUUAGCUCUUGAAUUGUUGAACUCUUUAGCUGCCGGGACUGUUGCGGCCCUCCCGGCGGCCACGGCGGCUGCGAGGUCCUCAGCAUCGAGAUUUUUGGCAGAUACGUUUUCAAGCAGUGCCACGCGUCACAGGGCAGAUGAUGUUGCUUGUGUACGUUACAGGUCAAAAGUUGCCUGUCCAUAUCAGAGCAAUGAUAUGCCAGAGGGAAAUAAUGCACCUAAGACCACCGAAGAGAACAAAGCCAAGACCGAGAGAGGUGGAGAAGAAGGCGGCCGUUGCGCGAAAUUAAUCGAAGAGUUUGAAAAGUUGAGUGGACCGAAGAAGUUCUCCUAUGAAGAGUCGAUGAUCGCUACCGAUUCUUUUGCACACGACAGGAUUCUGGGAGGAGGAGGUUUUGGCGACAAUGUUGCUUGUGUACGUUCAAAAGUUGCCCGUCCAUACCGGAGCAAUGAUAUGCCAGAGGGAAAGAAUGCACCUAAGACCACCGAAGAGAACAAAACUGAGACCAAGAGAAGUGGAGAAGAAGGGAAAUUAAAGGAAGAGUUGGAUCUGAUCCAAAAAAAAAAUAAAGAAGAGGAAGAGUUGACAAACCUGGGUGGGCCCAAGAAGUACUCCUAUGGAGAGUUGAGCAGCGCGACCAAUUCAUUUGCAAGUGGCCUGAAAUUGGGAGGAGGAGGCUUCGGGAUCGUGUACAAAGGGUACAUAGGAGAAGAUCGCACACCGGUAGCUGUGAAGAAAAUAAGAUAUGGUUCACGCCAAGGGAGAGAGGAGUAUAUAUCCGAGGUGAAAUCGUUGAGCCAACUUGGGCACAUACACUUGGUGCAACUUAAAGGCUAUUGUCACGAGGCGAAUAAAUUCGUCCUGGUUUACGAAUUCAUGAGACAAGGUAGCUUGGCGGAUCACCUGUUUGAAGACAAACCCUUGUUGACAUGGGAAAGGAGGUACAACAUCGCUCUGGGAUUAGCCAAGGCGCUGCACUACCUGCACAAACAAUUUCGUCAAUGCGUAAUCCACAGGGAUAUCAAAUCCGACAACGUCAUGCUCGAUGAAAAGUUCGAGGCCAAAUUGGGAGAUUUUGGCUUGGCUAAGCUAGUCGACCACACCAGAGACCCAAGCACAACCCAAGUGAAAGGAACACUGGGUUACUUGGCUCCGGAAUACUUUCGAACGGGCAAGGCAAGUAAAGAAUCUGACAUCUACAGUUUCGGAGUUGUCCUAUUGGAAAUAUUAUGUGGGAGAAAAGCCUCUGACUUGAUUCUAGCAGAACAAGGCGGUCUUGUUCUAUGGGUUUGGAAGCGUAGUGGGUGCAGGAGCUGGUGGGGGCGCCGGUUCUGGAAUCUUCACCUUCCGGUGGAUGAGAGGCUCGGGAAGGAUUUCGACAAAAAACAGGCGGAGGCCUUGAUGAUUGUGGGGCUGUGUUGUGCACAUCCCUUUGCUAGGUCUCGGCCUUCGAUUGAAGAGGCAAUGGCCGUUUUGAACUUGACGUUAGAGCCUCGCAAACUCUUCUUGAAGAUGCCAAGUUUCAACAUAUAAUUGACCCAAA
Syzygium oleosum is the source of this 2533-nucleotide messenger RNA. RefSeq names its product probable serine/threonine-protein kinase PBL5. The transcript has 4 exons. NCBI's taxonomy places the organism in Eukaryota, Viridiplantae, Streptophyta, Magnoliopsida, Myrtales, Myrtaceae. Bases 337 to 2523 code for a protein of 728 amino acids. Gene Ontology annotation, molecular function: ATP binding; protein kinase activity. The record is from RefSeq and is a predicted model, not a curated record. Gene Ontology annotation, biological process: protein phosphorylation. Gene Ontology annotation, cellular component: plasma membrane.